Messenger RNA from Tetrahymena thermophila SB210, 504 nucleotides. RefSeq lists its product as hypothetical. The transcript is spliced from 3 exons. Lineage: Eukaryota; Ciliophora; Oligohymenophorea; Hymenostomatida; Tetrahymenidae. The record is from RefSeq and is a predicted model, not a curated record.
AUGAAUAAUUAAGCUGAUAUAACUCUAAAAAACUAAACAGAAAAAUUAGACCCGAAAUGUCAAGUUUACUAAAAUAAAAAUAAGGCUUAAACAUAACAACAUUUGAAGAAUAAAAAAGUAGUUCAUCAUAUUGCAAUUUAUUUGAUUCUGAAGCCAAAGUAAACCCUGAAAGGACUUAAAAAAAACUAAGCAAGAUCUCAAAGCAAGUUAAAGCAUUAAAAUGAAAAAGAAAAAAAAUAUUAGGGAUAUUUUACUUUCAAAAAGGCAAACUUUAGAGUAGCAAAACGCAUAAUCGAGAAGAGGUUCCUAAGCCAAUUUUAUUAAAUCCUUUAUAAUCCAAAGAGUUUUUAAAAAAUCUAAAAUACAUCUCUUGAUAAAGAAAUUUACUACAAAAAUGAUUAGUUUAUUAUAAACCUCUAAGAAAUAAGUAUUCCUUUAAUCCAAAAAAAUGCGAAGCAUUCUAUCAGAUAAAUCAGAUUCUAUCGUUUUAGCUAACAACGUUGA